Debaryomyces fabryi is the source of this 1611-nucleotide messenger RNA. It is a transcript of the gene TRM1, whose product is annotated as tRNA (guanine26-N2)-dimethyltransferase. Gene Ontology annotation, biological process: tRNA N2-guanine methylation. The coding region runs from base 1 to 1611 and encodes 536 amino acids. Gene Ontology annotation, molecular function: RNA binding. The record is from RefSeq and is a predicted model, not a curated record. The transcript has a single exon. NCBI's taxonomy places the organism in Eukaryota, Fungi, Ascomycota, Pichiomycetes, Serinales, Debaryomycetaceae. Gene Ontology annotation, cellular component: nucleus.
AUGGCAAAUAUAAAUAUAGAAGAGUUUAACACUAUAAAGGAAGGAAAAGCCGUUGUCUUGACUCCUAAAGAAGACAAGGUUUUCUAUAACCCUAUACAACAAUUUAACAGAGAUUUAUCUGUGACGGGUAUUAAGGCAUGGACAGAGCUUUACAUGGAAAGUAAAACCGGAGAAAAAGAAAAGGCAAACAAGAAAAGAAAGCUUGAAAAUGGGGCAGAAGAGAAACCGGAAGAGAAACCUUUUAUCAAAAUAUUGGAAGCUUUAUCAGCUACAGGACUUAGAGCUAUUAGAUACGGACACGAAAUCCCACAUGUAAGCAAAAUUGUUGCCAACGAUUUAUUACCAGAAGCAGUUAAAUCAAUAGAUAGAAACAUUGAGUAUAAUCAGUUAUCGGACAUAGUUGAAUCAAACUUGGGCGAUGCUAUUAAAUUCAUGUCUAGCACGACUGAAAAAUUCCAUGUAAUUGACUUAGACCCAUAUGGCACUGCUACACCUUUCAUCGAUGGUGCUAUACAGGGAAUAAGAGACGAGGGUUUAUUAUUAGUCACAUGUACUGACGCUGGUGUCUUAGCAGGAUCAGGGUACCCAGAAAAAUGCUUUGCAUUAUAUGGGGGGCAUAAUUUUGGAAAUUCUAAUGUAAGUGGUGAAGCAAACCAUGAAGCGGGAAUAAGAUUAAUAUUGAAUAUGAUUGCAACAAAUGCUGCUAAAUAUAAAAAAACUAUCGAGCCAUUACUCUCCUUAUCCAUUGAUUUCUAUUUCAGACUUUUCAUUAAAGUCAAGACAAGUCCUAUUGAGGUCAAGCAAUUAGCUAGCAAAACCAUGCUAACUUAUUAUUGUACUGGAUGCGGAAACAAGUUGAAUCAGCCUCUAGGAAGAGUUGUUGAAAGUGGAAAGCAGAAUAAAAAGUUCCAAGUACCUAAACUUGUUAAUAUAAACUCGACAUGUGAAUACUGCGAGGGACACUAUAACAUAGCUGGGCCAAUGUGGUACGGAAAUUUACAUAAUGAAGAGUUUAUCGGUAAAAUGUUAAACAUCAAUGCCGAUUCUGAUAAGGAGGUUUAUUGUACAACUGAAAGAAUUAAAGGAAUGUUAACUUUAGCUAAAAACGAAAUGGAAUUGCCAUUCUAUUUUAAUUUAAACCAAUUAUCGUCUCUUUUCAAAUCUCCUCCAAUUCCAAUUAACGACUUCUGUAGAAGUGUGGGAAAUUUGGGAUACAACGUUUCUUUGACUCAUGCCAAAAAAAAUUGUAUAAAGACAGAUGCUCCUUGGGACGUGAUAUUGAAAAUCAACAAACAGUGGCUAGUUGAAUCUAAUAAAACCUUGUUGAAGACAUACGAGCAAAAGUUAGCCGAUUCUCCAGAAAACGAGGCCCUUGAAUCUAAAAUUAAUUUUUACAAAGAAAACAUAGAGAGUAAUCCGAACUUGACCAGUGGAAUGGUAGGAUAUAAGAUCUUAAAAAAUUUGAAGUCAAACCCCGACGAUGAAGUCAUCAACUUUAAAGACGAUAACGAAGUCAGUCAAAAGAUUAACAAAUUAAGACAUUUAAAAAUGGUUAGGUAUCAAGAAAAUCCAACUAAAAACUGGGGCCCUAAAUCAAGACCAGGGAAAUAG